AUGACAAAAGAAAAGACGACAUCACCUGGGAAAACUUUGGAGGAGGCUGCAGAAGCUGUAGAACUGCAUAAAAUACAUCCAGAAAAUUUCUUUUCAAAGCUUGGGAAAUCUUCUACUUUUGAUAUACUUUGUAAUGGAAUCGAUGAUAAAGUAAGUUCCAAACGUAAAGAAGUCAAAGACCUUUGCAUUAAACUAGUAAGUCAUUUAGAUAAAUUAAGUCAAGCGGGGGAUCCCGAACGUAAUAAUUAUUGCAUUUAUUUACGUUAUUGGCUCUAUGAAAAAAUAGGUGAAAUUCAUACGGACAAAUUUGCAAAUAUUGAUAAUGUGCCUUUUUUUAAACAUCUUAUUGAAGCAUGGAAGAAGAUGAAUAGUGAAAAAUUAAAAAAUAAAUGCGCUCCGGAAGAGUUAACACGUGUUAAAUUAGAUGAAUUAAAAAAUAGGAUAUUUUCGUAUAUAUAUUUUAAAAAUAUUGAAAAAAUUAAAAAACUUAAUGCUUCUGAAAAUGGAACAGACUGCGAUAAGUAUUUAACAUAUCUUAACAGUUUUAAGUCAGUACACGACAUAUAUAAGGAUAAGCAUUGUAGGAGGUUAUUUUUGUUUACACCGAAUGGUCCUGAUUAUUUUCCUUGUAAAGAUAAGGAUGUACUGAUGUCUCGCAUAACUGAAUUAGGAAAAUGCAAAGGUGCCGAGAAACCAGCUGCUACAACAUCACACCUUGAAACAAAAAAUGAUAAAGGCGAAGGAGACCGAGGAGCUCCAGUAGAUAAAAAUGUUUCCGAAGGUACAACAAGACCAACAGAUUCAGUAGCCGUCGCAAGCUCAUCGAGUUCAUCAGAUACAGUAACAACUACAGUAACUUCAACACAACCAGCAACAGCUACAACAACAGUAACUGCAACACAACCAGCAACAGCUACAACAACAGUAACUGCAACACAACCAGCAACAACUACAACAAGUACAGCAUCUAUAGCCAGCGCAACGAAAACAGUAACUGCAACAAAUACAGGAACUACGACAAGUACAAGAUACUCAGGAAAUCAAGGAAAACCAUCAAUUUGGUCAGGUUUGUCGGGUUUAUUUUCUUCACCAAGAUCAUCAAGUUUACCACGAAAAUCAGCUUUAGCAGCACAAACUUCAACAAGUACAUCGAGUACAAGAACUACAGCAAGGCCAGUGCCAACAACAAGUACACCGAGUGUAAGAGGCUCGACGGUUACAGUAACCACAAAUACAGCAAGUGCAGCAGGUUCAAUAAGUUCAACAGGUCAAGUAGAUCGAGGAGGAUUAACACAUCCAUUGGCUGCAGAAGUCGUACCAGGAAAAACCUUGAGUCCCCUGUCGCAAGGAAGCCCUGGGUACGCUCUUAACCCAGUAUCAUCAUAUAAUUCAAACACUGGGGGAGACACAAACGUUGCGACUAUUGCGGAUGUUCCUAGUACUUCAGAAACGUUAUAUGAUAAGUUAGACUCAAAUACUGUUAAAAAUAUUAUCAUGGCUGCAGCAGUACUUGGAAUCAUAUUCUUCCUUUUCUACUACAAUAGGUCUUCUCGAAUAGAAUCAAGUAUUAAGCCAAAAAAACGGAAAAAAAAAGCAUUCGAGCAUAAUUAUUACGAAGAGUAUGAAAAGGAGUUAGCGAAGUAUGAAUCAGAGAAUGAGUCUUUAGAUUCUCUAGAAGAUCGAUAUUAUUUGACUUAUCAGCCUGACCAAGACUCUUACUACUAA
This is a messenger RNA of Plasmodium vivax (malaria parasite P. vivax), 1725 nucleotides long. Its product is annotated as variable surface protein Vir, putative. The coding region runs from base 1 to 1725 and encodes 574 amino acids. The transcript has 3 exons. NCBI's taxonomy places the organism in Eukaryota, Apicomplexa, Aconoidasida, Haemosporida, Plasmodiidae. The record is from RefSeq and is a predicted model, not a curated record.